AUAAAAAAACCUGGACGCGCUCCGAGAGAAGGUCGUUAAAAUCAAUUUCCUAUUUUCGUUUUCGAAACUUGUGUUGGUUUGUCCAAUCGAUUCGUGCAAUAGAUUUUCGAAGUUUUAGACUAGACAGGGAAAGAUCUGGGCACAGUUUUUCCAGAACUUCGUGCCAAGUUAAAGCGGUGUCGAGCUGUUUUAAUGAAUGUUUUAGAUGUAUUAUGACUUUGAACAGUGACCGCGAACAUUUAGUUUACUGCAGCCGCAGCCAUUAUUACCAAGCGUGAACCAUUGACUCUGACAGUGAAUGAGAGACUGAGACGAAGCGAACGCACAGGCCACAGGGUGACAUCCGUGUAAACAUAGAUGACGUCACGGGUUUUUUUUUAAAGAAAGAACAUAGUCUUCGUUUGUAUGUAGGCCUAGGCAAUUUAUAUAUUUACAAAACUUACUAAAAUAUAAUUAAUUUUAUUUUAUUGAUUUUAUUGAUUGGUGAACUCGUGUCUCGUACUAGAUUGAUGUACUCAGAGUUCCAAGGUCACACAGCACGCGAAACAACGAUGGCAGCCCCUAUGAAUAAUACUGCCUACGGAUGCAGUGUUUAUGCAAGUGACACACGUUGAAAAAACGAUUUUAGGUUAAUGUAACGUUGCAAUAAAAUAAUCUUGUUACAAUUCCUUGCGCUCAGAAAGUUUGGCUUAACUUGCCUGGAACUGUACAAAGUCGUUAGUAGUGGUAUGAAAUAGUGAUUACGAGCUCAAAAACCUGCCUGGAACGCGCGCAGAAUCAGAACUAUAGCGACUGACUGGGAUGAGGAAGAGGUGGCAAGAACCAACAUGAUGGCCCGCAGCCGUGUAAUUUCGAGCCAGCCAGACGUGAGAGGGCAAAUGAGGAAUUGCCAAGAACUGAUGUCCGUCAAAGCCUAUGCAUGGUCCGAGGAGAAUGAGUGGAGAGUUGGUGAAGUGUCCUGUUCAGUUGAUCAGAAGAGAUCAGAAGCAGAGUCCAGCUGUGUGUCUGUGAGGAGUGAUCGGUCUAUGCAUCCUCCAUUAGGGUUUAAGAGUGGAGAUACAAAGACUGAUCUCAGUUCAGUUGAUCAGAAGAGAUCAGAAGCAGAGUCCAGCUGUGUGUCUGUGGAUCGUAUAAUAAAGACUGAUCUCAGAUCAUGUGACACUGAAGAAUGGAGGAAUGAUGCUGAAAAUACAGCGGAGCAUCACAGAAAUACAUUAUAUACUGUAUAUAGUGAAGAUACAAAGACUGAUCUCAGGCAUGAAGUCCUCAACAGGUUCAGAUCAAAUCUGCUGAAGAAGUUUGAGCGUCUGUAUGAGGGAACAGCGACGCAGAGAAACCCAACACUCCUGAAUGAGAUCUACACACAGCUCUACAUCACAGAGAGUGAGAGUGGAGAGAUCAGUAAUGAACAUGAGGUGAGACAGAUUGAGACACAAUCCAGGAGAACAGCUACAGAAGACACAGCCAUCAAAUGCAGUGACAUCUUUAGACCUUUACCUGGACAAGACAAAGCCAUCAGAACUGUGCUGACAAAGGGAGUCGCUGGCAUCGGAAAAACAGUCUCUGUGCAGAAGUUGAUCCUGGACUGGGCUGAAGGGAAAGAGAAUCAGGACGUCCAGUUCAUAUUUCCACUUCCUUUCAGAGAAAUCAACCUGAUGAAGGACAAAACACUCAGUCUUUCAGAUCUUCUUCAUGUCUUUUUCCCUGAAACUAAAGAAAUGGAAAUAUCCAGUGAUGGAUAUAAAGUGUUGUUCAUCUUUGAUGGUCUGGAUGAGUGUCGUCUGUCUCUGGACUUUAAGAGUAAAGUGAAAGUGUGUAAUAUAUCUGAACCAGCCUCAGUGGACGAGCUGCUGAUGAACCUCAUUGUGGGGAAUCUGCUUCCCUCUGCUCUCAUCUGGAUCACCUCCAGACCAGCGGCAGCUGAUCUCGUCCCGUCUGAGUGUGUCCAUCGAGUGACAGAGGUACGAGGCUUCAAUGAGCCACAGAAGGAGGAAUACUUCAGGAAGAGAAUCAGUGAUCAGAGUCUGGCCGACAGGAUCAUCUCACACCUGAAGUCAUCAAGGAGCCUCUACAUCAUGUGCCACAUCCCAGUGUUCUGCUGGAUCUCAGCCGCUGUUCUGGAGAAGAUGUUGAGUCGAGCAGAGAGAGGAGAGAUUCCCAAGACUCUCACUCAGAUGUACACACACUUCCUGAUCCUUCAGACCAACAUCAAACAUGAGAAGGACUAUGAGAAGAAGGUGACAGAUGAAGACAUGAUCCUCAAACUGGGGAAAGUGGCUUUCCAACAGCUUGUGAAAGGAAACCUGAUCUUCUAUGAGGAAGACCUGAGAGAGUGUGGCAUUGAUGUGACAGAAGCAUCAGUGUACUCAGGAUUGUGCACUCAGAUCUUCAGAGAGGAGCUGGGCUUGUAUCAGGGGAAAGUCUUCUGCUUUGUUCAUCUGAGCAUUCAGGAACAUCUAGCAGCUCUAUAUGUGCACCUCUCCUGGACAAACUACAACAGAAAUGUGUUUGACCAGUUCACCAAACUGAGUUUACCCUCUAAAGUGAAGAAACAGUUUAAACUCAGUUCAUCAGAACCUGUUUCAUUAUCUGAGCUGCAUCAGAGAUCUGUGAAAGAGGCUCUUCGGAGUAAAAAUGGGCAUCUGGAUCUUUUCCUGCGGUUCCUUCUGGGUUUGUCAGUAGAGUCUCAUCAGAUUCUCCUACAACAAAUAAUGAAGCUGAAAAGAAACAGCUCUGACAGCAAUGAGACAACAGUUGAGUACAUCAAGAAGAAGAUCAGGACCAUUGAGUCUCCAGAGAAACCCAUCAAUCUGUUCCACUGUCUGAAUGAACUGGGUGAUCGUUCACUAGUGGAGGAAAUACAACAGUAUCUGACAUCUGGAGGAAUAAAGGAAACCAAACUCUCUUCAUCUCAGUGGUCAGCUGUAGCUUUUGUGUUGUUGACAUCAGAAGAGGAACUGAAUGAGUUUCGUCUUGAUAAAUUUGUUGAAGGAAAGGAUAAAGCUGAAAAUGUGAAAGUUCUUCAGAAGCUGCUGCCUGUGAUUAAAGAAUCCAGAUCAGUUCAGUUGAGAGAUUGUGACGUCACAGAUGAAGGUUGUUCUGCUCUGACUUCAGCUCUGAGAUCAAACCCCUCACACCUGAGAGAACUGAGUCUGUCUAGGAAUAAAAUAAGAGAUUCAGGAGUGAAGCGUCUCUGUGCUGGACUGGAGGAUCCUCGCUGUAAACUGGAGAAACUGCGGUUGAGUGAUUGUGACGUCACAGAUGAAGGUUGUUCUGCUCUGACUUCAGCUCUGAGAUCAAACCCCUCACACCUGAGACAACUGGAUCUGUCUGAGAAUAAAACAAGAGAUUCAGGAGUGAAGCGUCUCUGUGCUGUACUGGAGGAUCCUCGCUGUAAACUGGAGAAACUGUGGUUGAGAGAUUGUGACGUCACAGAUGAAGGUUGUUCUGCUCUGACUUCAGCUCUGAGAUCAAACCCCUCACACCUGAGACAACUGGAUCUGUCUGGGAAUAAAAUAAGAGAUUCAGGAGUGAAGCGUCUCUGUGCUGGACUGGAGGAUCCUCACUGUAAACUGGAGAAACUGUGGUUGAGUGAUUGUGGCGUCACAGAUGAAGGUUGUUCUGCUCUGACUUCAGCUCUGAGAUCAAACCCCUCACACCUGAGAGAACUGGGUCUGUCUUGGAAUAAACUACGACAAUCAGAAGUGAAGUUACUCUCUGAUCUGAAAGAUGAUCCACGUUAUAAACUGGAGAGAUUAUACUACUGACUCUCAGUAUUCAGACGUCAGUUCAGUUUCCUCAGGAUCAGCUGAUGGUGAAUAAGAGCCGCUACAGGAAUCAGUGAUGUGAAGUUAAAUGAAUGCAUGGAAGUGUAAUGUGUGGAGCAGUGUUGAUGAACAGAAGAAACAAGCUUCAAGGAAACUAAACUAAUUCAGCAAAAAAACGUUUUUAUCCAAAGGACAUUAAGAAAAUAGUUGAUCUGUUUAUACAGCACUGAAAACCAAGAAAAUCAAUGUGAUAUUUUCAGUGAUGAGCUUAUAUCCUGAGCUGUCCAGAUUUAAUAUAGAUCAUCAUAACUGUGUAUCCUGAAAUUCAGAAAUAGAAAACUUAUCACUUGUACAUUUUUCUUAUAUUUUAAUCCAGUCUAACAUUUGAGUUUGUAACCUUUGCAUAUAUGUGUUUAUUUCUAUUAAAAUAUGUAUCAUUUCGAGAA
Carassius gibelio (silver crucian carp) is the source of this 4213-nucleotide messenger RNA. Its product is annotated as NACHT, LRR and PYD domains-containing protein 12-like. Gene Ontology annotation, molecular function: protein binding. The transcript is spliced from 10 exons. NCBI's taxonomy places the organism in Eukaryota, Metazoa, Chordata, Actinopteri, Cypriniformes, Cyprinidae. Bases 828 to 3767 code for a protein of 979 amino acids. The record is from RefSeq and is a predicted model, not a curated record.